Molecule: messenger RNA, 1485 nt
Organism: Miscanthus lutarioriparius
Lineage: Eukaryota; Viridiplantae; Streptophyta; Magnoliopsida; Poales; Poaceae
Source: the annotation of a GenBank genome assembly
AUGGCUACCAUCAGAGAAGAGUCCGACUACGACAGCAGCCGGUCCUCGCUCACGGCACCAGGCUCCCGCCGGAGCUGGAUCAGUGACAUUGGCAGCUCCAGCUCGGUCUCAGUGCGCUCCUUCGGCCGAGGCUGGGAUACACCAGCCGCGUCAUGCCGCCACAAGCCUCACAAGGCGAACCAAGCCGAGUGGGAGGCCAUCAGGCGCGUCCGUGCUACCGCAGGCCGCGUCGGUCUGGAGCACUUCCGCCUGGUGCGGCGUCUGGGCAGCGGCGACCUGGGGAACGUCUACCUCUGCCAGCUGCGCGAGCCGUGGUCGACGGGGUGCCUGUAUGCCAUGAAGGUGGUGGACAAAGACGCGCUGGCGUUCCGCAAGAAGCUUCGGCGAGCGGAGGUGGAGCGUGAGAUCCUUCGCACGCUCGACCACCCCUUCCUGCCGACAUUGUACGCCGACUUCGAGGCGUCGCACUACGCCUGCCUCGUCAUGGAGUUCUGCCCCGGCGGGGACUUGCAUGUUGCCCGGCAGCGGCAGCCCGGCAGUCGAUUCAGCAUCUCCUCGGCGAGGUUCUAUGUGGCUGAGACGGUGCUAGCCCUGGAGUACCUGCACAUGAUGGGGGUGGUGUACAGGGACCUGAAGCCGGAGAACGUCCUGGUGCGCGGCGACGGCCACAUCAUGCUCUCGGACUUCGACCUCUCCCUCAAGUGCGACGUCGUCCCGAGGCUGCUCCGGCACAACAGCCUCCUCCACAAUGUCAGCGCUGCAGGUGGCAGGCGAGCAGACGCCGGGAAGCCGUCCUGCGUGCCACCGAUCCAGCCGGUGCUGUCGUGCCUGUUCAACGGCGUGCACAAGUGCCAAGCAAAGGAGGGCGCGCCGGCAAAGCCCGGCCACGAUGGCCGCGAGGCGGACAGCACCGACGACAGGAUGUCGGAGCCCGGUGACAGCAACCCGGAGCUGGUGGUGGAGCCCGUGUCGGCGCGGUCCAAGUCGUUCGUGGGCACUCACGAGUACCUGGCGCCGGAGGUGAUCUCCGGGCAGGGCCACGGCAGCGCCGUCGACUGGUGGACCCUGGGGGUGUUCAUGUACGAGAUGAUAUACGGGCGGACGCCGUUCAAGGGCGAGAACAACGAGAAGACGCUGGUCAACAUCAUCAAGCAGCCGCUGGCCUUCCCGCGUGUCGCGGCGGCCAGCGGCAGGGAGUGGGACGAGCACCUGCGGGCGCAGGACCUCAUGACCCAGCUCCUGGCCAAGAACCCCAAGAAGCGGCUGGGCGGCUGCACGGGGUCGGCCGAGGUGAAGAGGCACGACUUCUUCAAGGGCGUGAACUGGGCGCUCGUCAGGUCCGUCCGGCCCCCCGAGGUGCCCAAGCCGCUGGUGGUGCCGGCGCCCGCGCCGGCGCAGAAGAAGGUGCUGAUGAUGAGCAGGAAGGAGCGGCAGGAGCCGUACAACUACAACCCCCGGUCCGACGAGCGCUUCGAGUACUUCUAG